This is a messenger RNA of Papaver somniferum (opium poppy), 1844 nucleotides long. Its product is annotated as ankyrin repeat domain-containing protein 50-like. The record is from RefSeq and is a predicted model, not a curated record. The coding region runs from base 147 to 1475 and encodes 442 amino acids. NCBI's taxonomy places the organism in Eukaryota, Viridiplantae, Streptophyta, Magnoliopsida, Ranunculales, Papaveraceae. The transcript is spliced from 12 exons. Gene Ontology annotation, molecular function: protein binding.
AAAGCAGCUAUGCUUCAAAAAGAUCAUAAAAAGCAGCUAGAGUAGAAACACUACUUUUCCCCAUCUCGUCGUCUCCGCUCUCAGUGAAACCCUAAAAACCUAAAAUCCAGAGCUCUGAAGUUCAAUAACCCAAGUUUUUACAAGCUAUGGAUCAGGGGAUUUUCCGUUCUGAGUUGUUUAAGACUGCUUACACUGGAAAUCUCGGUCGCUUCAAGAGGUUGGCUUUGAAACAUGCUGAAGCUCAAGGAAUUGAAGUAGGAAAAGCAAUUGGAAAGCUUGUAGAUGUUGGAGGAAAAGGAUUAGCAAAGCUUUUCAAUGAAGGAGGAAGAGGAUGUCUUCAUUUUGCUGCUGAAGGAGGAAGUUUGAACGUUUGCAAGUACUUGCUUGAGACUUUGAAGGUUGAUGUGGAUUCCGUAGAUGGAAAGGGUUACACACCCUUGUGUCGGGCAAUUGAAAAGGGGCAUUUGGACACAGUUAGAUAUCUUCUUGAAAAGGGUGCCAAUGCUGAUGCGUAUGAUGAUAUUAAUUACACUCCUUUACAAAUUGCUACAAAGUCAGGUGAUACAAAGAUAAUAGCCUCGUUACUCUCUAAGGGUAUACAGCUAGAUGUUGCAAAUAGGGUUGGCACUGCACUUGAGAUGGCUGCUCGUUUGGGUCAUCAAAAUGCUGUUAAGAUGUUGUUGGAUCACGGUGCAAAUCCUAAUGUUGCCAGUCCGGAGCUGUUUAGGCCGCUCAUUUUGGCAAUUUAUGCCAAGUCAUGGGAAUCUGUGGAACUUUUACUACAGGCAGGCGCUGACCCAAAUGCUGUGUCAUGUGGAAGUACACCCCUGAUAGCUGCAGCAAGGGCUGGACGCACAGAUGUUGUCAAGCGCUUACUUGAAGCUGGUGCAGAUCCAAACUAUAAGAUGAAUGCAGGGCUGACAGCAUUAGAAAUGGCCGCUGUUCUCUGCAAUUAUCAAAGUGUUGGGGUUCUUUUUCCUGUGACUUCUCGCAUUCCAACAUAUCCUGAUUGGAGCAUUGCCGGACUAUUGUGUCAUUUAUAUUCUGAUGCAAACAAAAUGCAGAGGAAAGCCCAUGAGAUGGAGAAAUUUCAUCAGGCCAAGUCAAAAGGAAGGGAUGCCUUCCAGGGAGAGCAGUAUCAUAUGGCAGCACAUUGCUAUGCAGAGGCUUUGGAGAUUUCCCCAAAAGAUCCAGCAGUACUAUCCAACCUGAGCGCCUGUUAUGCGCGUCUAGGUGAAGGAAUCAUGGCACAGGACUGUGCUAUGAAAUGCAUUUCUGAAAGGCCUGAAUGGCCUAAGGCACACUAUAGGUUGGGUGUCACAUUCAAUGUACUUAAAAUGUACGGUGAGGCAGCAGAUGCCUUUAAGAAGGGUUUGACGCUUGAUCCGAGAAACAAAGAGCUCAAAGAUGCAUACAGGAAAGCUAUCGAAAAUAAAUUGAACUCUCUCAAAGUGGAAGAAGAUAAUGCUGAGUAAUGCGGAUAUGAAAGAAUCAAAAUGACGAAAAGAUGUACUCACCUGCGAAUUGAUUCUGCAAAUGAAGUAUGCUAAAGUCAUUUGUUGGUGACUGAAUUAUAUAGUAGUUUGUCCAUUUGAGGUAUGUUAUUACUGGAGGUGUUAUUUUGAUCAAACUAACCCCAAAUCAUCAUCUAGCCAGAAGAUGUACUGAUGGAUUGGUUAUCUUUUGACUUCCGAGAAGUCACUUCUGUGUACUUCUAGGUUAGUGCCACUUACCAAGGAGUAGUGAACCUCUUUUCUGGUGCUUCUUAUUUUCUUGUUACUACUGGUUAUAUUUGGUUAUCCUUGAUUAUUAUUAUUAUUAUUAUUAUUAUUAAAUGUCGCUUU